AUGGCGAGGCAAGACAGUGGAUUCACCAUGAAUCUGCCAGAGGAGCCUGUGGUUCAAGAGACGCGGGACACACCGUCGUCGCCCAGUCACCAACAAUUCGGAGAGCAAAAGGCCGCUGAGGCGAAAGCAUCCGCGGAGGGGUGCCAUGACUCGCCGUGUGAGAAAAAGGUCCCGAUGCCUGGUGCAGUGAGACUGAUUGGAGAUACAUCCCUUGACGCUGAAUUCCAGAAGAAGGUGUAA
Molecule: messenger RNA, 240 nt
Organism: Besnoitia besnoiti
Lineage: Eukaryota; Apicomplexa; Conoidasida; Eucoccidiorida; Sarcocystidae
Exons: 4
Coding region: 1-240 (79 amino acids)
Source: RefSeq, a predicted model, not a curated record